AAUAAAACAUGACCUUAUCCCGACAAACAGGCAGAACGCAAUACAAGGCGUGACGUCAUAACGCGAGGUUUUGUCAGUCAGGUGCACGCUGACGUCAUCACGGCGCAAGAAAGUAAAGGAGGAGCGAGAGCGUAGGUGACUCUCCGCGGUCCGCUUCAUCUCGGGCGGCUGUGGGAAAUCCGUGACAGAAGUUGUUUCGUUCCUCGUGAAAUGCAGCGGUUCGCUGGGGAAAGGGAGUAGAGCGCAGACAUCCUCCACGGAGCGCUGCUUCUGUCAGGCGUAGGAUGGGACCGACUUGGACCGACAAAUACAACUCGAUACUUUUCACACUGGAAUUGGUUUCACUGUUGCAGGCAGCAUGUGCUGGAGGAACAUGCGAAAACGUAUUUAAAGGUUUCUCUGACUGCCUGCUCAGCCUUGGAGAAAACAUGGUGAGCUAUCCCCAAGAGCUGGAUGACAGCGAAAACCUACAGACCAUCUGCUCAUAUUGGAAUGACUUCCACUCGUGUGCCUCCACCGCAAUCGCGGAUUGUCAAGAAGGAGCAACAGACCUCUGGGAGAAAUUGAAGCUGCAGUCCCGGAGCUUGAACUAUCAGGGAAGCUUGUUUGAAUUAUGCUCCGGGGAUAAUGGAGUAUCCAGAGUAUUAUUACCAAUGGAACUGAAGAUACUGAUGAUGUGUUUUACCGCACUGGUGGCUUGGUUUGCUUUUGAGUAAUAAAUCUGAAGAUCUGACCCGAAACAAGUUACAGAACGGAUAACACGCAUCCCUGUUUCUGUAAAUGUUUGGAUUCACGUGAUAUGAUGAUGAUUAUGCUAAAUAAUAGGACUUAUUGGCGCUCGUUGACCUUUGGAAGAACUCACAAGUAACUCUAAAAAUGGCUUACCAAAAUUUGAAAAUGAUUUAAGAUAUUAUAUUAUAAUAUAUAAUACUGUAUUAUAUGAAAACAUAUUAUUCACAUAUUAUAUUAGGUAAAAACUCAAUAAUUCUGCAAUGAGGACCUAGUUUUAUUAUUAUUAUUAAUAGCACACUUUAAAUACAUGUUAUUUUCUGAUAGCACAUAUUUAACAUCACAGAUCUGCCCAAAAAAACUGUUUAUUUUAAUACAGUAUAAGAUAACGACGUUUACUUGUAAAUGUAUACUUAUAAACUAAAAAGGCAUUUGGCCAAACUUUAGAAAAGUGUCUUAUCUUUUGCUGAAACUCAAACAAACAUGACUCAAAUAAAUCAAAUAUUUGAAUAAAA
Messenger RNA from Puntigrus tetrazona (Sumatra barb), 1244 nucleotides. RefSeq names its product neuritin 1b (gene nrn1b). The transcript is spliced from 4 exons. Bases 285 to 716 code for a protein of 143 amino acids. Gene Ontology annotation, biological process: nervous system development; neuron projection extension. Gene Ontology annotation, cellular component: plasma membrane. The record is from RefSeq and is a predicted model, not a curated record. Lineage: Eukaryota; Metazoa; Chordata; Actinopteri; Cypriniformes; Cyprinidae.